AUGCUCACAGUUGCACAAAAAUUACCUGAAAUAUUAAAAAAAAAAACUAAAACAAAAGGUCAGAAUUCAUUGAACCCUACAGAUAAUGUAGACUUUGAAAAUACCACCAUUAAUAUUUUAUUUGAAGAAUUUGAUGAAGAUGAGAUUUUACAGAUAGAUGUCGAAUUGCCGGAUUUUGAUGCGAAUGAUAAUGAUUCAGUAAUGGAGGAAUUUUUUGAUAUUAAAACUUUUGAAAAACAGAAUACAAUUGAAGAAA
Racocetra fulgida is the source of this 256-nucleotide messenger RNA. The record is from the annotation of a GenBank genome assembly. Lineage: Eukaryota; Fungi; Glomeromycota; Glomeromycetes; Diversisporales; Gigasporaceae.